AUGGAUCCUUGUUCAGACUCUUUUCAGAACUUGGAAGAACCGGACGACCGUAUUGUUCGUCAACUAGUUCUUGACUACUUAAUUCAUAAUUGUUAUGGUGAAACUGCCAGGAUUUUCUUAAAAGACAGCCAGGACUUAAAUAUAACGUCCAAAAAAGAAAUCCUUUUUACCAAUGGUUUCUCUCAAAACGGUUCAAAUGAUACUGUUCCAAUGGAUACGGGUGAAACCGACGCUGACGGAGAUCUUGAAAUGAUUGAUUCAAAUGAAGAUUUUGUUCAUGUUAAUUCUACAGACAAUUCUUUAUUUACCAUGUCUAAAACUUCAAAGUUCUUACCUGCAUUGAAAAACAAACGACUUUCCAAUAUUAAGCUUUGCUCUAAAUCUGCUUUAGAAAGUUUGGAAAUUCGAAAACAGAUACGCGAGUUUAUAAUAUCUGGUGAUAUUGCCUCCGCUUUAUCGUUAUGCCGAACUACAUUUCCGGAAGUGGUAUCCACCGAAGAAGGUAAUCAUCUAACAACUCCACGUUCUACCGAAAUGUGCUUCAAACUCCAAUUACAGCAAUUUAUAGAGACCGUGCGCUCUGGAAAUUUCGACGAGGCUUUAACAUUUGCUCGAUCUGUAUUGGCUGAGUAUCCAUCGCUUGGAGGUGAAAAUGAGCAAAAGUAUCGUGAUGAAUUUGAGAAAGUGAGCCCGUUAAUUGCAUAUGAGAAUCCGGAAUCUUCACCUUCUGCUCCAUUAUUGUCUCAGGAACAUCGUGAUAAGUUGGCUGACGAAAUCAACAGUGCUAUACUCUCUAUUGAUAGCCAAAUGAACGAAUCUGCACUUGAAAGACUUAUAAAGCAAGCGAUAGUA
Cetraspora pellucida is the source of this 852-nucleotide messenger RNA. The record is from the annotation of a GenBank genome assembly. NCBI's taxonomy places the organism in Eukaryota, Fungi, Glomeromycota, Glomeromycetes, Diversisporales, Gigasporaceae.